AUGACUGCACGAAAAAACCUCAGACUCGAAGAAGUCACGCUUGAAGAUGUACCCGUUCUGACAGAGGUAUGGUUCGCAGCUUUUACCGAUCCUGGAAUCCGACGCAUCUGGCCUGAUACACCGGCGGUACGCAACUGGUGGACCGAAGGCAAUCGUCACGACUUGAUCCAUAAACCGUUUCAACGCUACGUCAAAGUCGUCGAUCCAGACUCUAAAGAUGCUAAUGGCCGUCCGCGCAUCGCGGCUUUCGCCAAGUGGGAUACUUCGAUGCCCCGCGAGCGGGGUCGACGAUAUCCACCAUGGACUCAGGAUCAGCCUGGUCAAGUCUGCGACGAUUUCAUCGCCAAGGAGGAAGCGGAAAGACUCCGCGUUAUGGGAGACCUGAAGCACUACUAUCUCGACACGUUGGUCACGCACCCUGACUAUCAACGCUGCGGAGCUGGCUCAAUGCUUAUGAACUUUGGCUGUGAUCUAGCAGACAAGGACGGAGUUGCAGCGUAUGUGGAUGCAAGCAAGUCUGGGGCCGGACUUUACAAACGUUUUGGGUUUGUGGAUGAGAGCUUACCCGGUUCUGGCGACAUCGCUUCCAUGGUUCGACGAUAA
Messenger RNA from Fusarium fujikuroi IMI 58289, 603 nucleotides. RefSeq lists its product as uncharacterized. The transcript is spliced from 2 exons. The record is from RefSeq and is a predicted model, not a curated record. Gene Ontology annotation, molecular function: acyltransferase activity, transferring groups other than amino-acyl groups. NCBI's taxonomy places the organism in Eukaryota, Fungi, Ascomycota, Sordariomycetes, Hypocreales, Nectriaceae. Bases 1 to 603 code for a protein of 200 amino acids.